AUGAUUAAUGAAUCAGAAUCAGUAAAAAGUUUGCGAAACGAGUUGUUUGUGAAACGAAAGUACGAUAAGAAUAGCCUACCAGUCAAUGAUCACAAUCAGGCCGUGAAUGUCAGCAUUUGGAUCCGUAUCCUAAAGAUUGUCGACCUUGACAUUAAGACUCAAAUACUGACACUAAAUGCAUACAUGGAUUUGUAUUGGACGGAUGAGGGCUUGCGAUGGAAUCCAUCAGACUUUGGAGGACAGACACAACUGAUAGUCUCAUCGGAUCUAAUCUGGAAACCGGACAUCGGUUUCACAAACUCACCCAACGCUUUCCGAUACGACCAACAGAUCCGGGAGUCGACGGCUAUUGUCUACUCGUCCGGUGGUGUCGAUUGGAUGCCGCAGACAAUGAUUAACACAUACUGUAUGACUGACUUAAAGAACUAUCCGUCGGACAGACAGACGUGUGAAAUAUUGGUUGAGUCGACAAAUGAAAGUCGAUUCGUUGACUUGCAAUCAUUACAUUCAAUAUAUGACCAUGGUCAACUUUCCACUUAUGUGUCCAAAAGUAAACUUAGGUUUGAAAACCAGGAGUGGAAUGUUGUCAAUGUUGAAUCUAAAUCAGAGUAG
Messenger RNA from Medioppia subpectinata, 612 nucleotides. The record is from the annotation of a GenBank genome assembly. Lineage: Eukaryota; Metazoa; Arthropoda; Arachnida; Sarcoptiformes; Oppiidae.